Messenger RNA from Acomys russatus (golden spiny mouse), 1190 nucleotides. It is a transcript of the gene Vma22, whose product is annotated as coiled-coil domain containing 115. The record is from RefSeq and is a predicted model, not a curated record. Gene Ontology annotation, biological process: vacuolar proton-transporting V-type ATPase complex assembly. The coding region runs from base 58 to 681 and encodes 207 amino acids. Gene Ontology annotation, cellular component: extrinsic component of endoplasmic reticulum membrane. The transcript is spliced from 5 exons. Lineage: Eukaryota; Metazoa; Chordata; Mammalia; Rodentia; Muridae.
UUAGGCGGCUUGAAAGGAGGUGUCUCCGCCCAUCCGCGUCCCAAGGCUGGUUGGGCCAUGGCGGUCUCGGCCCUGCGCGAGGAGUUGGACUCCAAGUUCCUAGAGCUGCUCAGCGACCUGGAGGAGCUGGAGACGAAGCGGGCGGCGCUGAACGCCCGGGUGGAGGAGGGUUGGCUCUCGCUUGCCAAGGCUCGCUAUGCCAUGGGCGCCAAGUCGGUAGGGCCCCUGCAGUAUGCCUCGCAUAUGGAGCCUCAGGUCUGCGUGCGCGCCAGCGAGGCCCAGGAUGGAUCCCAGACCUUCAGGGUGGUCAAAGCCGACGCCCAUAUCCCCGAGGAAGUGGGGCCCCGCGAAGCAUUGUUUUUCAGGAUCAUGAGCUUGGAUUAUGCUCAAGAGGACUGUAUGAUUUUUAACCUUUCUUUCUCCAGCUCUGCGCAGGCGCAGGGGCCCUACCAAGACUCAAGAGUCAGGGUCCUCUGUAGUUCCUCAAGAUCCCUUGAACUGGUUUGGAAUUUUGGUUCCUCACAGCCUGCGGCAGGCCCAAGCCAGCUUCCGGGAUGGCCUGCAACUGGCUGCAGAUAUAGCCAGCCUCCAGACCCGCAUCAACUGGGAUCGAAGUCAGCUCCGGGACCUCCAGAAAAAGCUGAAGGAGUUGGACCCUGGGCCUGCGUGACCUGCAUCUAGUUUUUGAGGCUCUGAGCAUAGCCAUCUUGGAUGCCACCACCCUAUCUCAGGCCAUCUUCUUUCCUAAAUAGCCCCUGUCUCAGCCAGUGGCUCUCCGAGAAACGUCCUUAGUCUGUUGUUUCAGCUUUGUGAGGCAGAAGUUUGAUGCCGCAAGCUGAGCAGUGCUGAAAGCAACUUAUUAAACCACUACUGGGUCCAUGUUCUCAGAGGGCCUCCCUCCUGGGGGUAAUCUAGUGAACCGGCAAAGAGCCUGGCAUCAGCCAGCUGGGAUAAUGGAAACACUGCAGGGAUGGUGACAGGGAAGCCAUGGAGCCUGGAAACUUGAGACAGGUCGGGACAAUUGCCGUCAGUAAACAGACGUCUGGCUGGGUGUGGUGGUACAUGCUUGCAGUCCCAGAAACUCUAGGGCCUGAGGCAGGAGGAUCACUUACAACCAUGUAGUUAGAGACUGACUAGCCUGGGCAACAGAUCUGUUCCUUAAAAUUAGAUAGAAAAGACAACACACAAAU